Messenger RNA from Lachancea lanzarotensis, 1662 nucleotides. RefSeq names its product LALA0S01e18932g1_1 (gene DAL5). Gene Ontology annotation, molecular function: dipeptide transmembrane transporter activity; allantoate transmembrane transporter activity. The transcript has a single exon. NCBI's taxonomy places the organism in Eukaryota, Fungi, Ascomycota, Saccharomycetes, Saccharomycetales, Saccharomycetaceae. The record is from RefSeq and is a predicted model, not a curated record. Gene Ontology annotation, cellular component: plasma membrane. Bases 1 to 1662 code for a protein of 553 amino acids. Gene Ontology annotation, biological process: allantoate transport; tripeptide transport; dipeptide transport.
AUGUCAGGCGAAAAGGACCCAAAGGACGUUAUUCGUAACUCAUUGUCUGACAGUGAAUCGGCAUCUGAAGUCCCGCAUAAAGUUCAGGCAGUCGUCUCGUAUAACCGCGAAGAUAUCGGCGAUGCAACGAACGUGCUCUCGACCAUACUGUCACCCUCUGGCAAAGAGGUAAAAGUAACAGGCGACGUUGAUGACGCCAUGCGUCUAGCGCUGAACUCUAAAAGCAUCGUCGUGACUCCAGAAGAAGAUGCUCGUCUAGUUCGCAAGAUCGAUCUGUAUAUGUUCCCACUCCUGUGUCUGCUGUACUCCAUCCAGUUCAUGGACAAGAUUUCCAACGGGUCGGCUGCCGUGAUGGGACUCCGUGAAGAUUUGAAAAUGCACGGCGACCAGUACUCGUGGGUCGGUUCGGCAUUCUACUUUGGCUACCUCUUUUUUAAUAUGGGUCCAGGUCAGUUCAUUUUCCAGAAAUCUAAGUGGCUUGCCAAAACGCUCGCUGUGUUUGUCGUGAUCUGGGGUAUGUUUCUGGCAUUGCACUCUGUUCCCUCGAUCACUUAUCCAACGUUCAUCCUUCUCCGUGUUUUACUCGGUUGUGCGGAGUCUAUGGUUACGCCCACCUUCACCAUAAUCACCUCUCAGUACUGGAAGAAAGAAGAACAGUUUAUGCGGGUCUGUCUGUGGUUUGGUUUCAACGGUCUUGGUGCCAUUUGGGCUAACUCUCUGGCUUAUGGUCUGUAUACCAGACAAGAUUCAUACUCCAUUGAAGCCUGGAGAAUUCUAUUUAUCGUUACCGGUUUGAUCACAAUCACGGUAGGCAUUGCUAUCUUCUUUCACAUCCCCGAUGACCCUUCCAAAGCGUGGUUCUUGUCAGAGCGGGAGAAAUUCAUGGUGGUUGAAAGAAUCAGAUCCAAUCACCAAGGUUUCGGUAAUCACAACAUUAAACACUACCAGAUAAAGGAGGCUUUUACCGAUGUUAGAACCUGGUUGUAUUUUGUCUUCUCUGUGGGUUCUAAUAUCCCCAAUGGUGGGCUAACCAAUUUCAUGAAUAUAUUGAUCAAGAACGAUUUUGGCUACAGCACUGCCCAGUCUUUACUGAUGACAAUGCCAACUGGUGCUGUUGAGCUGGUUGCAUGUCCACUAUUUGGCUACCUGUCUGUAGUGUGCGCACGAAAGAAGAUUCCAUUUUUGCAGUACAGGCUGGCCUGGGGUAUCAUCGCUGCGCUCAUUAGUGUUCUUGGUACGUGCAUGCUGGCCUUUGCUCACGAAUCCAAGAACACUAGACUUGCAGGUGCAUACUUGCUUUACGUUGCCCCUGUUUCUUUUAUCUGCGUGCUGUCGAUUAUCAGCUCUAACACGUUGGGUUACAGUAAGAAAUGGAGUGUUUCCUCCAUCAACUUGGUCUCUUACGCAGCUUCGAACUUGGCAGGUCCACAAACGUUUAUUCCCUCCCAAGCGCCUGGCUAUACGGGUGCCAAAAUCGCCAUGCUGGUAUGCUACGCUGGUACCGUAGUAGCUUUAUCCGUUUUGCUUCUCAUCAAUUUCAGAGAGAACAAGAGAAGAGACAGAAUCCAAGCCGAGAGAGGUCCCGAUGAGGUUGUCAUCGAGAACCUUGAAUUUGCCGAUUUGACCGACAAAGAAAACCCUAACUUCAGAUAUGCUCUUUAA